AUGAGCGCCAACAGCAGCACAGCCGGCCGGCUCCUCUGGCAGGGGCCAGCAUGCAUUAGUUGGAAGUGGGAUAUGGAAGGGGCUUUCUACCACCUGGCCAACUGCAUCUUGCUCCUGGGCUUCAUGGGGGGCAGUGGGGUAUAUGGAUGUUUCUACCUGUUUGGCUUCCUGGGCACAGGCUACCUGUGCUGUGUGCUGUGGGGCUGGUUCAAUGCCUGUGGCCUGGACAUUGUCAUUUGGAGCGUCCUCCUGGCGGUGGCCUGCCUGUUGCAGCUGGCACACCUCGUCUACCGCCUUCGUGAGGACACCCUCACUGAAGAGUUCAACCUCCUGUACAAGACGCUGUGCCUGCCACUCCAGGUGCCCCUGCAGACAUACAAGGACAUUGUUCACUGCUGCGAGGAGCAGGUCCUGACUUUGGCCACUGAGCAGACCUAUGCCGUGGAGGGUGAGACACCCAUCAACCGCCUGUCCCUGCUACUCUCUGGCCGGGUUCGUGUGAGCCAGGAUGGGCAGUUUCUGCACUACAUCUUUCCAUACCAGUUCAUGGACUCUCCCGAGUGGGAAUCGCUGCACCCCUCUGAAGAGGGGGUGUUCCAGGUUACCCUGACUGCUGAGACCUCAUGUAGUUACAUUUCCUGGCCCCGGAAAAGUCUCCACCUUCUUCUGACCAAAGAGCGAUACAUCUCCUGCCUCUUCUCGGCUCUGCUGGGCUACGACAUCUCAGAGAAGCUCUAUACCCUCAAUGACAAGCUCUUCGCUAAGUUUGGGCUGCGCUUUGACAUCCGCCUCCCCAGCCUAUACCGCAUCCUGGGUCCCACUGCCUCAGAUGUAGGACCUGAGUCAGAGAAGGAUGACGAGGAAACCCAUGAACCAGCCACAGGCCCUCCUCGGGCCAGCUCCACAUCUGACCAGCAAACGCCACCCCGUUCUCCCCCUCCAGCAGCCACCAACCUUCCUGCACCUCCCUCCCGGGCCAGGAUGUCCAGGCCCGACAGCGGCUUCCUGGGUGAGGACUCCACCAGUCUGGCGCUGGAGGAUUUUGAGGAGGUGUCGGGAUCAGAAUCGUUUAUGGAUUAUAGGAGUGAUGGGGAGUACAUGAGGUGA
Otolemur garnettii (small-eared galago) is the source of this 1107-nucleotide messenger RNA. RefSeq names its product popeye domain containing 2 (gene POPDC2). The transcript is spliced from 3 exons. The record is from RefSeq and is a predicted model, not a curated record. The coding region runs from base 1 to 1107 and encodes 368 amino acids. Gene Ontology annotation, cellular component: sarcolemma. Lineage: Eukaryota; Metazoa; Chordata; Mammalia; Primates; Galagidae. Gene Ontology annotation, molecular function: cAMP binding.